AUAAGAUGAAAUAAAUCCAUAUCUCCUAGUGUAAAUUGUAGACAUUUGCAUCCCUGUGAUUCUUACAAAACAUGAAAUCCGAAGGCGUUGAUGUCUCCUCUGAUGGGAAACCACCUGCAAAUUAUGAUAAGGAGGCUGUGGAGGGGCAGUGGACCACCGGUCUCUGGGAUUGUCGCGAGGACGGAUCCAAUUGUCUCCUCACUUGCUUCCUUCCGUGCAUAACCUUCGGACAGACCGCAGAGAUUAUAGACCGAGGAACAACACCGAGCAGGGUGGCAAGCAUACUCUACUGCGGGCAGCAAUGUCGAUGCGUGUAUGGGAGCUUGUACAGAACAAAACUGCGUCGUUUGUUCUCACUCCCUGAAGCUCCGUAUUCGGACUCAGUCAUACAUUAUUACUGCUGCUGCAUCUGUGGCCUCUCACAGGAGUACAGAGAACUCAAGAAUCGCGGGUUCGAUCCCUCUAUAGGUUGGGAAGCGAAUGUCCAGUUGCGGAAAGCUGAUGGACUUACGCCUCCGAUCGUCGCAGCUGGCAUGUCUCGAUGAAUAUUAUUAUUUAGCGGCCAGUUGAAUUACCAUAUCGUUAUGCGGG
This is a messenger RNA of Punica granatum (pomegranate), 591 nucleotides long. NCBI's taxonomy places the organism in Eukaryota, Viridiplantae, Streptophyta, Magnoliopsida, Myrtales, Lythraceae. The record is from RefSeq and is a predicted model, not a curated record.